Molecule: messenger RNA, 984 nt
Organism: Oryctolagus cuniculus (rabbit)
Lineage: Eukaryota; Metazoa; Chordata; Mammalia; Lagomorpha; Leporidae
Source: RefSeq, a predicted model, not a curated record
AUGACAUGAAAGAACCAAACCACUGUGUCAGAGUUCCUCCUCCUGGGCCUGCCCAUCCAGCCACAGCACAAAAACCUCUUCUACAUCCUGUUCCUGGCCAUGUACCUGACCACAGUCAUAGGGAACCUCCUCAUCAUUGUCCUCAUUCACCUGGACUCUCAUCUCCACACGCCCAUGUAUUUGUUUCUCAGCAACUUGUCCCUCUCUGACCUCUGCUUCUCCUCUGUCACAAUGCCCAAAUUGCUGCAGAUCAUGCAGAGCCAAGUCCCAUCCAUCCCUUAUGCAGGAUGCCUGGCCCAAAUGUACUUCUUCCUGUUUUUUGCAGACCUGGAGAGCUUCCUCCUUGUGGCCAUGGCCUACGACCGCUAUGUGGCCAUCUGCUUCCCCCUGCACUACACCAGCAUCAUGAGCCCCAAGCUCUGCUUCUGCCUGGUGGUGCUGUCCUGGGUGCUGACCACGUUCCAUGCCCUGCUGCACACCCUGCUCAUGGCCAGGCUGUCUUUCUGUGCAGAUAAUGUGAUCCCCCACUUUUUCUGUGAUAUGUCUGCUCUUCUGAAGUUGGCCUGCUCUGACACCCAUGUCAAUGAGUUGGUGAUAUUUGUCAUGGGAGGCAUCAUUCUCGUCAUCCCUUUCCUACUCAUUAUCACAUCCUAUGCAAGGAUUGUGUCUUCCAUCAUCAAGGUUCCUUCUGCACGGGGCAUCCGUAAGGCCUUCUCCACCUGUGGCUCCCACCUGUCUGUGGUGUCGUUGUUCUAUGGGACAGUUAUUGGUCUCUACCUAAUCCCAUCAGCCAAUAAUUCUACUGUGAAGGAGACUGUCAUGGUUAUGAUGUACACUGUGGUGACUCCCAUGCUGAACCCCUUCAUCUACAGCCUGAGGAACCAAGACAUGAAGGGAGCCCUGGGCAGAGUCAUUUGUAAAAGAAAAUCAUCUUCUGCCCAUGAUGAUUGGGAUUAUUACAUAAUUUUAUCUAUUGAUAUUUAA